UCCGAAGGAAUUUGGGUUCGGGUAACCGAGUUCGACAUACUUUUGUUGUUGGAUCCGAGACGUGAGGUUAUUUUACCUUCAACUUCCCACGCACAAGGGAUGUCUGCCCUUAACUUCCCUCGUUCUGCGGACGCCUCGCUGGCCGCGACGGCUCUCCCCGACUAUGUGCUGGACUAUGCCCCUCUGGUAUGGCUUCAUAGCGAAGACAGGUACAGGCCUUCCGGCUUUGCUGAGCAUCUCAACUAUGUCGUGCCGGAGGUAGACUACAAACCCAUUGAGGGUGUCGAGACGCCCCUUACCUUGGAUAACCUGGACCAACUCAAUGCCAUGGGCAACGAAAGUGUGUAUCUGACUUCGGAAGAAGGAAUCGAUGCCGACCCGCAGCCCGACUGGAUUUUCGGCACCGAUAUCGAUGACAAUGGCAAAGCAAACGACGUUUCCUCGAUUAUCGUCGUGAACGAUCAUGGAGAUGGAGAUGUAGAUGCAUUCUACUUCUAUUUCUAUUCUUAUAACCUUGGUAAUACGGUUAUCGGGAUGGAAUUCGGUAACCACGUUGGAGACUGGGAGCAUAACAUGAUCCGAUUCAAGGAUGGUACUCCGCAGGCCAUCUGGUACAGCCAACACGCUGCGGGACAGGCUUUCACAUAUGAUGCGGUGGAAAAGCAGGAAAAGCGACCGGUUGCGUACUCUGGGAAUGGAACCCACGCCGUCUACUCCGGCACUAGAGGUCACGACCACACAAUUCCAGGCGUUGACCUCCCGGUCGGAUUCCUCGUGGACCAAACCGACCAGGGUGUUUUGUGGGAUCCGGUAUCGGGGGCAUAUGCGUAUAGUUAUGCGGCAGACACGCAGACAUUUGAAGCCUACGACUCUAGCUACCCGAUAAAAUGGCUGGACUUCAACGGGAAAUGGGGAGACGACGCGCUCCAGGGAGGACCAGAAUUAUUCGGACAGGCGAAGUACACCGGAGGACCCAAUGGACCGAAAUUCAAGAAUCUCCAGCGCGACAAGGUGUGCCCUAGCAGCCCGUGCAUUGUCCUGCCCUUCAAGACCUUGGAUGCCGAGUCAACAACAAGUGCUUCUGCAUCUGCUUCUGCGUCAGCGACUCCGUCUGUGUGAUACCUUGGCUGACAAGGUGUCGCUCAUGUCGUCGGGGUAAUUUAUGGAUUGAUCCAUGGUGAGGGCGCGAAAUUUUUAGAUUAGGUAAAGAGCACCAGUCGAUCUUCUGCAAUUAUGUAUGUAGUAGUGAUAUAAUAAUGAACAUAAAUGACAGCAUAUGA
Molecule: messenger RNA, 1280 nt
Organism: Aspergillus versicolor CBS 583.65
Lineage: Eukaryota; Fungi; Ascomycota; Eurotiomycetes; Eurotiales; Aspergillaceae
Exons: 5
Coding region: 100-1119 (339 amino acids)
Source: RefSeq, a predicted model, not a curated record